Molecule: messenger RNA, 1418 nt
Organism: Mizuhopecten yessoensis (Yesso scallop)
Lineage: Eukaryota; Metazoa; Mollusca; Bivalvia; Pectinida; Pectinidae
Exons: 2
Coding region: 256-1278 (340 amino acids)
Source: RefSeq, a predicted model, not a curated record
UAUCCAGGGAUUUAUGUCAGUGUGUGGUAUCCAGGGAUUUAUGUCAGUGUGUGGUAUCCAGGGAUUUAUGUCAGGGUGUGGUAUUCAGGGAUUUGUCAGGGUGUGGGAUCCAAGGGGUUUUGUCAGGGUGUGGUAUCCAGGGAUUUAUGUCAGGGUGUGGUAUCCAGGGAUUUAAGACAGGUUGUGGUAUCAAUGGAUUAAUGUCAAGAGUGUGGUAUCCCGGGAUUUAUGACAUAAUGUGGUAACCAGGGAUUUAUGUCCUGGUGUGGUAUCCAGGGAUUUAUGUCCUGGUGUGGUAUCCAGGGAUUUAUGUCAGAGUGUGUUAUCAAGGGUUUUUAUGUCAGAUUGUGGUAUCCAGGGAUUUAUGUCAGGGUGUGGUAUAUAUUCAGGGAUUUAUGUCAAGGUGUGGGAUCCAAGGGUUUUUGUCAGAGUGUGGUAUCCAGGGAUUUAUGUCAGAGUGUGGUAUUCAGGGAUUUAUGUCAGGGUGUGGGAUCCAAGGGUUUUUGUCAGGGUGUGGUAUCCAGGGAUUUAUGUCAGGGUGUUGGAUCCAAUGGUUUUUUGUCAGAGUGUGGUAUCCAGGGAUUUAUGUCAGAGUGUGAUAUUCAGGGAUUUAUGUCAGGGUGUGGGAUCCAAGGGUUUUUGUCAGGGUGUGGUAUCCAGGGAUUUAUGUCAGAGUGUGGUAUUCAGGGAUUUAUGUCAGGGUGUGGGAUCCAAGGGUUUUUGUCAGGGUGUGGUAUCCAGGGAUUUAUGUCAGGGUGUUGGAUCCAAUGGUUUUUUGUCAGGGUGUGGGAUCCAAGGGGUUUUGUCAGGGUGUGGUAUCCCGGGAAUUUAUGUCAGGGUGUGAUAUUCAGGGAUUUAUGUAAAGGUUGUGGGAUCCAAGGGGUUUUGUCAGAGUGUGAUUUCCAGGGAUUUAUGUCAGGGUGUGGUAUUCAGGGAUUUAUGUCAGGGUGUGGUAUCCAGGGAUUUAUGUCAGGGUAUGGGAUCCAAGGGGUUUUGUCAGGGUGUGGUAUCCAGGGAUUUAUGUCAGGGUGUGGGAUCCAAGGGUUUUUGUCAGGGUGUGAUAUCCAGGGAUUUAUGUCAGGGUGUGGGAUCCAAGGAUUUUUGACAGGUUGUGGUAUCCAGGAAUUUAUGUCAGGGUGUGGGAUCCAAGGGGUUUUGUCAGGGUGUGGUAUCCAGGGAUUUAUGUCAGGGUAUGGGAUCCAAGGGUUUUUGUCAGAGUAUGGUAUCCAGGAUUUUCCUGUAUUAUUUCCUUCACUCAGGAAAAAAACCAUGAUGUAGUUUUCUGCAUGAUAUCUCAAGUAAUUUUCAACAGAGUAACUUCACCAUAAUUUGACUGUUAUUUAAGGAAUUAUUGCCCUUUUACCCCCAUCAAAAAUUUCAACUGUAUUUUAAAUGUAUUUUGGUAUGGGCAGCAUUAU